Pelmatolapia mariae (spotted tilapia) is the source of this 2620-nucleotide messenger RNA. It is a transcript of the gene cln6b, whose product is annotated as CLN6 transmembrane ER protein b. Lineage: Eukaryota; Metazoa; Chordata; Actinopteri; Cichliformes; Cichlidae. Gene Ontology annotation, cellular component: endoplasmic reticulum; membrane. Gene Ontology annotation, biological process: lysosome organization. The coding region runs from base 1 to 1293 and encodes 430 amino acids. The record is from RefSeq and is a predicted model, not a curated record. The transcript is spliced from 9 exons.
AUGACACCUUCUGUUGCUGAAAAUAAAAACGACGUCCGGAGCGUCAAACACUCAGAAACAAAACAACUGAUUUCAGCGUUCACGGAAGUUUCCGCUUCAAAACACCUCCGACAGGAACGUUCUCCAGCAACUUCUGUUCCCGCCUCUUCUUCUGCUGCUCAUCGCGAGAGGGCCGGCGCUGCAGCGCCACCCUCUGGUCCGGGCCGAUUACUGCAUCUGCUCAUCAAAACAAAAACCGUCAGGAUAAUCACGAGAUAUCCAUUUGAAUUGAUGAAGAGAAACUGUUUCUGGAGCACCGGUGCUCGCUGUGGGACUGACAUGAAUGAAAAGGACAAUAACGCAGAGAAUAUGACUUUACAGACAGACACGAAGACGUCCACGAGGAAGAGAGAGAACCCAGCUCUGCGUGCAGCAGCUUUUAUGUGCAGCCGCUCGGCUGGUUCCACGCAGGUGGAGGCGGUUCGGCCGAGGCCUCGCUUCCACCUAGACCUCUGGCUCAGCUUCACCUUGCAGAAUUGGAUCCUGGAUGUGGGUCGUCCCGUCGUCAUGCUCGUCCUCCCUGCUGAUUGGCUCCCUCUGCAGCAUCCUGGGGUUGCGGACUAUCUCCACUUCCUGUACAACGUCACGUCUCCGCUCAUACUUCUCAAAAUGCUUGAACGCAGCCCCUGGAUGCUCCCGGGCCUCGCCGUCCGCCUCGGCAUCAUCGCCGUUUCCAUGGGAACCACCCUUCACUUGGUGGCAGACUCCAUCACGAGACGCCUGCUGCUGAUUGGUUACCAGCUGCACCUGCCUGUUAGAGAGAAUCCAAUAAUGAGGAACCUCAAACCUUCGGCCCUGGUCGACUUCUUUGAGCUGCUGUUUUACUACGACGACACUGUUGGUCACAUGAUGUGGUACGUCCCUUUCUUCCUCGUCCUCGUGCUCUUCUUCAAUGGUUGUUUCAGUCGCAGGGAGCAGGAGGAGAGGAUGCCACCGUCAGCGUGGAUGCUACUCGCUCCAAAUGCUGCCUACUACUGGUAUUUAAUCACAGAAGGACAGACCUUCAUCCUCUUCACCUUCACCUUCUUCGCCAUGACCACUACAGUGAUGCAUCAGAGGAGGCGGGGCUUGUUUCUCAACAGUGACGGGCUUUUCAUGUUCUACAGUUUCUCUGCAGCUCUAAUCCUGGUGGCGAUCUGGGUGGCCUGUCUGUGGAACGACAGCAUCCUGAGAACGAAAGUCCCCGGACUGAUCUACAUCCCACGGCCCUGCACCGUCUACGCGCUCCACCUCCACCAGAUGAGCCACAUAUGACAGAGCGACUCGUUUAAUAACCACGUCCUCCAGCCGUGUUCACAGCCAGAGCGACUUACUGCACCGCUAAUCCGACAAAACGUCUGAGGAACCAGAGGCUGCGGUUAGAAAGAGAAGAAUGAGGAUCUGUCGCAGAAUCACAGGAACGCCAUGAUGAAACUGUUUAUGGUUUUCACUGGUUAUUAGAAACACAGCCUCACAGCAUCCACACGACUUUUCCACCUGUUUAUUACGGGGAUACAAAAACUGAAAGCAGCUCAAAAACCAUCAAAAAUAUUCAUUCUCCUCAGCUCAUGCUCAAAAAUGAUUUUCCCUCAGAAACAUGAAGAAUGAUGUUGAGAAAAAUGCAGCUGAAGUAUAUAAAAUCAAAUGUUUAUUUGUUUAAAUAUGUGUGGAUAUAUAUGUGGAUAAAACUGAACCAAGUAAAUGUAUCUGAAUACCCAAAGUCUCAGUUCUCAGAUCCUUUAAUUUAACCUUCUCGAGGAGUCGAAAACAUCCUCAAAAUGUAUUAAAUUCAGCGGCGCGCUCUAAUACAACCUCAGUUCAUGUAGAGAGAGGCUUCAGGCUCAGAGAGCUCCGAUCAAGAUGAAGAACAACAUCACAGUGAUGUGUUGUAUCUGAGUUAUUUCUUGUUAAAUCAUAUUUCUCAUUCAGUUCAGUUAUAUUUAUACAAAUCACAACAACAGUCGCCUCAAGGCGCUUUAUAUUGUAAGGUAGACCCUACAAUAAUACAUACAGAGAAAAACCCAACAAUCAUAUGACCCCCCAUGAACAAGCACUUUGGUGACAGCGGGAAGGAAAAACUCCCUUUUAACAGGAAGAAACCUCCGGCAGAACCAGGCUCAGGGAGGGGCGGGGCCAUCUGCUGUGAUUGGUUGGGGUGAGAGAAGGAAGACAGGAUAAAGACAUGCUGUGGAAGAGAGACAGAGAUUAAUAACAGGUAUGAUUCAGCAGAGAGGUCUAUUAACACAUAGUGAGUGAAGACGAAACACCCAGUGCAUCAUGGGAAUCCCCCGGCAGCCUACGUCUAUUGCAGCAUAACUAAGGGAGGAUUCAGGGUCACCUGGUCCAGCCCUAACUAUAUGCUUUAGCAAAAAGGAAAGUUUGAAGCCUAAUCUUAAAAGUAGAGAUAGUGUCUGUCUCCUGAAUCCAAACUGGAAGCUGGUUCCACAGAAGAGGGGCCUGAAAACUGAAGGCUCUGCCUCCCAUUCUACUUUUAAAUAACCUACAGUGAGCGAUUCACUGAGUCUGUCUUUAGACAUUUAGAAGAAUUCACAGGUUUCCAACUAAACAGCAUUUUACAGAUUUAAGUUAAAAAAAAAUGUGU